Molecule: messenger RNA, 8338 nt
Organism: Alosa alosa (allis shad)
Lineage: Eukaryota; Metazoa; Chordata; Actinopteri; Clupeiformes; Clupeidae
Gene: fbxo41
Product: F-box protein 41
Exons: 13
Coding region: 401-2839 (812 amino acids)
Molecular function (GO): protein binding
Source: RefSeq, a predicted model, not a curated record
CAUACAGUCUACUGCAGAGUGGUGCGCGUGACGUCAAUGCUGGAGCGGUUCCUUGGCUCAGGAGGAAAAAUGGGGAGAAAAUUGCGAGGUGUAGUGGAUUAGGAGAAGAGGCGGAAGUUAUUGCAUCCAAGAGAGUUCCCAUAAGCCAGCCCUUUGUCUGUGUGCAUAUAGAAGCUCUGCUCACAUGCACGUCCACGUGUGUUUGUCUGUGAUGGUUGCUCACUAUGCGGGUGGCCCCACCUCCUCUCCUGUUCCAGUCUCCUCCUGUCCCAGUCGACAUCUCUACCCCCCUGCGUCUGAGAUGAGAAGAUCCAGGUGCUGCCAGUGCAUGAGGCAUCUGCACCCUGUGUGAGUGUCGUCCCCACCCCCCUCCCCAUCGCACAGAGGUGGUGGGCCCGGAAUGGCCUCUUUGGACCUGCCCUACCGCUGUCCUCGCUGCGGGGAGCACAAGCGCUUCCGGAGCCUGUCGUCCCUGCGCGCCCACCUGGAGUACAACCACACCUACGAGACCCUCUACGUCCUGUCCAAGUCCAACAGCGUGUGCGACGCCGCCGCCCUGCUGCCCCUGGUUGCCGCCGAUGGAGCGCUGCUGAACCAGGCCACCGCUGCUGCUGCCGCCUCGCCCUACCGCGAGCUGCCCUGCCCGGACGACCUCGGCCUGACCCCCUCCGCUGCCCGCUAUCUGCCCAAUGUGGAGUUCCCCCUGGGGGAGAUUCUCGUGAAGAAAGCCAUGAGCUCGGCUGACGGGCCCCCCAACCCCAGCAGCACGGCGGUGGCCGUGGCGGCGGCCAACGUAGCGGCCAGUGCGGUGGAGGCGGCCUACGAGGAGGGCCUGGCGCGGCUGAAGGCGCGGGCCUUUGAGCGCCUGGAGCUGGACGAGCGUCUGGAGAAGCUGUCGGAGGAGGUGGAGCAGAAGAUCGCCGAGCGGGUGGGCCGGCUGCAGGCCGAGCUGGAGCGCAAGAGCUCGGAGCUGGAGAGGGCCAAGCUGGAGAGCGAGCGGCUCAGCCAGGAGAAGCAGGACCUGGAGAGCAAAGCCUCGGAGCUCUCGCGACAGGUGGACGUCUCGGUGGAGAUGCUGGCCAGCCUCAAGCAGGAUCUGGUCAACAAGGACCAGGAGCUCACACACAAGCAACAAGAGGUGGUUCAGAUCGACCAGUUCCUCCAGGAGACGGCGGCGCGGGAGGCCAACGCAAAGGUGCGGCUGCAGCAGUUCAUCGAGGAGCUGCUGGAUCGAGCCGACCGCGCUGAGAAACAGCUCCAGAUCAUCAGCAGCUGUGGCACGACGCCCAACGGCAGCCUGGGACGCUGCAGCGUGCAGGGGUCAAAGGGCAACGGCCGACAGAGGAAUUCCAGUAUUUCUGGGACGUCCAGAGGCAUGUACCAGGUGUCAGACCGCCACUCCUCCCCCAGCACAGGGGUGCCAGGCCAUGUGAAGUCGAUGUCACAAGGAUCGGGCGGCGGCUACGACAGCGACAGUGUGGAGAUGCACCCCAUGGACGAGUGUCUGGAGGCCCAGUACUAUCACGUGCAGUGCCGGCUGGGGGAGGGUGGUGGUGGUGGCGGCGGCUACGACCGGGCGGGGGCCUCUCGCAGCUGGGGCCUCCGUAAGCAGGCCAUCCAGAACUGGCAGCGGCGGCCGUACCGCAACAGCACGGAGGGCGAGGAAGGCGACGUGUCGGACGUGGGCUCCCGCACCACCGAGUCCGAGGCCGAGCUGUGGGACCAGGAGUGCCGCAUCCCUGCAGACUGUCAGCAGCCCAGCAGAGCUGCAUACCGCCUGGGUCGCUCUGAGGGGGGCUACAAGCCCUGCCGGCACGAGAAGAGCCCCUCCAAGUCGAACGAGGUGAUCAGCCCAGAGGUGCUGAAGAUGAGAGCUGCCCUCUUCUGCAUCUUCACCUACCUGGACACCAAGACGCUGCUGCGUGCUGCCGAGGUGUGUCGCGACUGGAAGUUUGUGGCGCGACACCCGGCCGUCUGGACUCGCGUCCUCCUGGAGAAUGCCCGCAUCUCCUCCAAGUUCUUAAGCACGCUGUCGCAGUGGUGCACGCAGACCCACUCCCUUAUUCUGCAGAACCUCAAACCCAGGCAGAGAGGCAAGAAGGAGACGAAGGAGGAGUACCUCAAGAGCACACGUGGCUGUCUUGAGGAGGGCCUGGAGGCACUGCUGAAGGCUACCGGUGGGAACCUGCUCAUCCUGAAGGUGUCCCACUGCCCCAACCUGCUGACCGACCGCUCCCUCUGGCUGGCCAGCUGCUACUGCCGGGCCCUGCAGGCUGUCACCUACAGGAGUGCUACAGACCCUGUUGGACAGGAGGUGAUUUGGGCUUUGGGAGCAGGCUGCAGAGACAUCAUCUCCCUGCAGGUGGCACCAUUGCAUCCAUGUCAACAGCCAGCACGCUUCAGCAACAGAUGUCUGCAGACAAUCGGACGGUGCUGGCCCCACCUUCGGGCCCUGGGAGUGGGUGGAGCUGGAUGUGGCAUCCAAGGCCUGGCGUCUCUGGCACGGAACUGCAUGAGGCUGCAGGUGCUGGAGCUGGACCAUGUGAGUGAGAUCAACCAGGAGGUGGCUGCCGAGGUCUGCAGGGAGGGCCUGAAGGGCCUGGAGAUGCUGGUCCUCACCUCCACACCGGUCACACCAAAGGCCCUACUGCACUUCAACAGUGUGUGUCGUAACCUGAAGUCCAUUGUGGUACAGAUUGGUAUUGAGGACUACUUUGAGGACCCCAACAGCCCAGAGGCCAGAAAACUCUUCGAUGAGAUGGUCAACAAGCUGCAGGCACUGAAGAAGCGCCCAGGUUUCUCCAAAAUACUCCACGUGAAAGCCGAUGGUUUAUGCUAACCCUCUUUUGCAUGCUGAGCGCUAGCAGGAGGCACCACCUCACCAGUCUCUGACUCCACGCCCUCACUGCCAAGGGCGACUGUACUGUACUGCACUCAGAGGACAGAUUCAGAGGAGAAAAUGGCCACACACUUCUCAAGACGCAUCAUGAAACAGACCUGCAUUCACACCAAGCAGAAUUCCAACACUUCCAACACAAUUUGAAUUGACUUCAGUGGACAAUCUAGGUCUUUUUGACUUCUUGCCAGGCAGACUUUGCCUGUAAUCUUCAUUCUCAGUGUUCUCAGAGACUAUGAUGAUCUAUGACUUCAUAGACCACAUCUGCAACUGGGAAAACAACACAAAGUUACAAAAUUACAAAAUCAAGCCUUUUUUUAGAGGACUGCUGGUUGCAUCUAAUAUCUUAUGGACAUUUGUCAGAAAGAGCACAUGUUCAGAUUGCAGACAAAAUGAGAGUGUGUCUUGGUUUGCAUUGGAUGAAAUCAGUAGUGCUCGUUCUGUAGGCCUACUUGCAACCUGUGACUCACAGCUUCCUCUAUGCUCAUCCUCAGCACUGGCUGUCUGGCUGAAUAAACAAAGACGGGAUGUGAGUAUGGGUCUUAGUGUAUGUGUGUGUGUGUGUGUGUGUGUGUGAGCGCGUGUGCGUGUGUGUCUCUCAGUGUAUGUAUACUGAAAGAAAGAACCCGAUAACAACAGAAAACACUGGAAUUGAACACAUUAUUGUGACUGCACUUACUUAAUCAAGGACCUGAGCAUUUGUUUGAUUGAGAGGGUAUUGUUGGUACACAGUGGAAAAGCCAAAACAAAGAAGAACACACCAGCUGUACACUUGGUUGGUUGGACUCUGCAACAUGUUUGUUGAGUGACUUUGUUUUGAUUAAGGUUAGGGAGGUCCAUGUUGUAAACUGACUGCAGGUGCUCCGCUCUCUUCUCCACCUUUCUCUGCCCUCUCCUCUCCGCUCCUCUCUUCUUUUCUCCUCUCCUCUCCUCUCAGUCUGUCAUACCAUUCUUAGCCAGCAGUAUAUGUCAUGUCUGUGGAGACAUGACUCAGUGAUUCAGUGAAGGUCAUCUGUCAGUUUAAGGUUUAAAAGGCACAGAUGCCUUUUAUACUGCAGCUGCUCAAAUGCAUAGGCACAUUUCUCAGCGACAUUAUGUCCAUUGUACCAAGCACAGUGGCGACACAGUUAAUGGACUCAAAGCAGGGCUCCUGAGACACGUGGGGUACAUGCUAUGUCAAAGAAAGUAUCAAACCGAUUUAAAGAAGAGAGAAUGGCAAAGUUGAGUUUUAUUUUUUUGUUUUUAUGAAAGUCUGUUGGCUUCAGCUUUGGUUCUUUCUUCUGUUGUCAUGCCUUAUUGUUUCCAUGGCAACACGCCUACUCAUUUUUCAGUGCACUAGUGGUUUGUGAGCAAAAUGUGAUCUGAGCCAGAAGCCAGUACCUAGUGCUUUAAUGGACACCACCAUGUCCACAGGACCUCUCUCUGAGGCACAUAGCCAUAUGCAGGAUGUAUUGCUUGAAUUUAAGUUGGUAUUUGGAUCUUAAAACAUACAAACAGACUAACAAAGUGGCUAGACUUUUGUUUCAGGCACCAUAGACUUAGACAGAUAUGAUCAGCCUCUUUGUCUGUUGUAUGUCUGUGGUUUUCAUAGACUCCUGAUACGGAUGGAGACUUCAGUAGGCCAGACGGAACUGGCUUCCUCAUAAGGACUCCACAGCCGAUUCUGGAUUGUGACACCCAGUGCUGUAGAUGGGCUGAUGUGAUGUGUGUGCAGUGUGACUUGUCUGUGUUGUAGAAUCAUGAGUGUUACAUUGCCUGGAAUUAUAUUCUGCUUAUUGGGUGACACGCAGGACUGUUUCACUUUAACUCUGAUGCUCUUUCAAAGACAAAACUCUUGCUCAUGCAAUAAGACAGCACAGGUAUUUACUCUGUCCAAUGGAUUAACCAUCAGACAGCGGUGCUCUUUCUCCUGGGCCAGUCACUGAUUAUCUGAUCCCAUUUCUAACCAGUAAGUGCAGUGCGUCCAGAUGGGUCAUUAAGUCCACUUUUGAUGUGUCUGCUUUAAGAGCAUGAGCCCAGGGAAGGCUUUCCAUGAUGCAGCACUGUAUAGUACUUCCUGUCUUAAAAACUCCCCUGCAGGGUCUGGUUACUCUCCGAGGUUUCAUUGGGUGAGGUGGCAUUAAAGUACUCUGGCAGAGUGCAAUAUUUGAGUGAAACAUUGAAGGCUACGUAGUCCACAGAAAGUCACAACUGACGUCUGGCACAUCAAGUUCAGUGGAACUGUAACUAUAACCAAUCUGCUCACAUCAUACAGUGCACUAACACAGAGAGGUGAAGGACAGGGGCAAACGGAACAACUCGGCAUCCUUCUGUGAACAGGACCCCUUUAAGCCAUCGCUCUGAUAUUCAGAUGGUAAAGAAGGGUCCAACAUAGCGAGCCAGGUUGGAGCGCUCCAUGAGAUCAUGCUUUGACUUUUGAGUUACUUGUUCAGUUACCACAGACAAUCUGUCCCCUGAAGACAAAAACUAAUCUGUAAAUAUAUAAAUUGUUCAUUAAGGAAAAUAAUGUCAAGGUCUAUGAGGUCAGCUUGGAGAAGGCCAUUUUUUGGUUCUUCUGUUUCCAGCGCUUUGGAAUGAAACUGGAAGGAACAAUAUGGACAUGGCAUAUUCUGAGGAGUAGUGUUGGCUCUGCAGUAUGUCAUGUAAUAUAGAUAAUUUAUAUUAUAUGUGGAAACAAAAAGAGUUAUUUAACAAGAGGAUGAAAUUAUUUGAACUAUUUAUUUCUAUAAGAGAGAUGUCUAUGUUGGCAUGUUUGUGUUUAUACAUCAUGUUGCCUUCUUAAUUGUUCUGCUGUAGUGGGUAGACAUGUCAACGUAAAAGCUGAACUGCUUGCUGAGGUUUUUAUGAUAUUUAUUUUUGGUUGAUCAGUUGUUGCACCGCUGUGAUAAAAAAAAAAUACAGUUCAAAUGUCAAAAUGUCAAAAAAGUAUUAUAGUAUUUGCUGUUUUCUGUUGAGCUCUUUAUCUAUGUUUUCCAUUUAUGAUGGAUGCACUUUCUACUAAGCGCUUAUAGAGGUUCAUGGUUAUCACUUCUCCAAGACUACACAUUUCUGUUAAAGCAGUGUGAUACCACAGGAUUCAUGGGCUAUCUCAUAGCACAACGUCAUUGUCAUUUUUCAUGCAGCCAUGUCACAGCAAAAGGAGAAAGUGGAAAAAAGACAAUGACAGUUUCCCUAUCAGCUCAUAAUCAACCUCUCAUCUUUGCUAAAACCAAACAUUGUUGUCAGACUGAACUCUGGUGUUCUGUGGGUUCGUUCAAAUAUUUCAUGACAUUGAAGGUAAUAGCUGCUCUAAAGCAUUGAAAUGCUCUAAAAGCAGCAAGUUUUCAUGUGUUCACAUUCCAGGUGUGUGUAAAUCAUUCUUUUAUCUAAUGUACAUGCAAUGUACGUGUUCUGCAAGUCACUCUGUCAAAAUGACCACAAAUGCAAUCAACAUAGAAGUUUCUUGUCGCUAUGAAUUCAGUCAAUACAUGUUCAAAUGCAGUUUGAAAUAUUUGAAAUAUUUUAUUGUUUCCAAUUAGAGAACUUCAUUUGACGAGUACAGUCAGUUGUUUUUCUGCCUCGGGAGUUCAUAUGAAUUUCAGUGGAAGAUGAUUCACUGCACCAACAGGCAGGAUGUGAAGUCUCACUUUGUUUUGUCUUCUCCUCUAAGCCAGCCAGAAAUUAUGGACUUGAGGUGUCAGUAUUUAAUUGCCUUUGUGUAAUACAUUUACAUGCAAGUGAAACAUUGUUUUUCCUAAAACCAGAUUUGUGCCAACAUAUCAUGCUGUUUGUAUCUCUGUCUUUCUUGUACAGUACCUCUCUUACCUCUCGGUGCAUAUUCCAUGUGUGAAUGAUUGUAUUAUAUUCCCAUUUGUUUGAAUUGUAAUAAUACAUUACCUCAACGCAUAUUUGGGCAACACAGUGAACAUGUUCUUCAUAAAUUGUUGCUCCAUUGCUACAUUGGUUUAAAUAUGGUGUCAUUUUUUACCAGCACUCUGUCACACCAGAUAUCAUAACCUAAAGUUUGAUAUUUAUCAUAUUGAACUAUUAGAAAUAUUUCAAAGUCUUUAUUUACUCUUGCUAUUACUGAUAUUGACCAUGCAUUUGUGAUGCCUUAUUGAAUGCUUACUCAUAUUUAAGACCAUUUGUUGCAUUACAAAGCUAAUUAUUAUUUUCAGUGGCAUGCCAUAACUUAUCAGGAUGUUUAUUUCUGUGGGGAAACACAAGAAAUGUCUUUGCUUUUGUGUAGAGAACCAAUGUGAUGCCUGAAGUGGACCUGACAUGCAUUUUACAUGCAGCAAGCCUGUGUUCUGGAAGGUGAACUAAAUGUAUGACUUCAGCAUCAUUUGAAGUGCUGGAGGCCUUUUAUCAGUGUCACUGACUGGUGCAUAUAGAUUCUCACUGUGCGCUUUCUGUUUUGCACAACAAAUUGUAAUUAAUAGUUACAAUUACAAGUCAAUAUGAACAGGCUGGAGAGUGUCAUUAAUUUAACAGCAUCUACAAAGUGUGACUUAUUUUACUUAAAGAAAUCUGUUAUUUCUUUGGUUGCCUGGAUGAUUUGUUGAUUGUUUGGCUGGCUGUUUCAGUUGUUUUUGGAGAUGUCUGGUAGAGAAAAAAAUGUCCUUUCAUAAUGCUUAAAGUACACAAUGUCUGGAGCUGCAGUGCAUCCAUUCAGGAAUUCAGUCCUGUUUUGGUGAUGUUGGAGAAAAUCUUUUCCGUAGUGGAUCGUACCAAAUACAUUAGUGAUAACUUCCAUUUAGCUACUGGUUUUGUGUUUGCACAGUACAUUGUUUCAAUUAAAAAAACAUUGAAAAUCUGAUGUAGUUUCCAGACGGAUUAUGUAAAAUAAGGAAAAAACAACCAUAUGUAUCCAGACAGAUGAGUAGCAAGCAAAUAUGUUGUAUUUAAGACAUUUAAGAUUAGCAGAAAUGUCUUAUUUCUUAUUUUUUUUCUGUGCCCAAUGCAAGAGUUCAGGAAAUAUCUGAGAUGUCUUGUACAACAUGUUUAUUCUUCAGGAUGCAUUAGCGUUUUCAAAUGUUGCACUAUUUCAAGCAAACAAUAUUAUUCAAAUUGUUUAAGACACUGGGACAACAUCAUGUGGAAUUUUUAAAAGAUGCUGGUGAUGCUGCUUUGGACCAAAUGAUCAACACAUACUAACUGGGAUGAAUGGAGUGAUCUUCCGAUGACUUGUCAAAAGGUUUUUUUUUAUAUACUUACUAGUGGAGCGACUCCUCUAUGACUUCCUCUCAUUGUCUGUGCUUUAAUAGUGUGCAAUACAUACCUGCCCUCUUGGUAUUGGGUUCUUAAGUGGGAUAAGGCUGCAGUGUAGUCUGUGCAGUCUUUUGUGUGCCUAUAAUUAGAUAGCUCAGCCAAUCAAAGGUAUAUAGGUUAUGUUACUGUCAAAUCAAUGUGUGCUCAUUUGCAAUAGUGUCCAUAGUGCAAAUAAAGUUAGAUUUUGACGCA